UGACCAAGCAGCCGAAAAGAUUCAGUCAUUGAAAGCGAACAGACGAAUCACGACUGUGAAUGUGUACGAGUUGUAUGUGUGUGUGUGUGUGCAAUCCCAUUGAUAGUGUGUGGUAAAAACUGUGGGGCAAGGGAUCGAAUUCGCCUUAAGAAAUAAAAAAGGACAGCAACACACACACACUCAGUGGGUCCAGCAGCAGCGUGAUGGUGUUUCGGACUACGACAGCCACAGCUAAGGACGUGCAUUUCCAGCCGAUGUGGGCCUGACAUAUGGCUUACAAUUGUCGUUAAAUUUUUCAACUUAAAAACCACACCGACCUUGGCAGUGCUUGAAUUUCAUCGUCCGACGAAACCCAACCGACGACCAGAUUGAGCCUGGAUUGGCUGGUGGUGGUGGUGGUGGCUGUUGCUGGAUUGUCGAGUGGUGCGGAAUAGCGGACCGCACGAAAAGACGAGCCCUGGCACCCAACCUGCGAUCCACCGUCGUCGUAGCCGCCGACGCCGCCUCGUCUUCCCUGUCGUGUCCGCACGACACGAAAGGCCAUGGCCGUUCUGCCUCUUCGCUUAUACGGCGAUCCCGACAGCAACAACAACAACAACAACCUUCUGCCCGCAACCACAACCACCCAACAAACGUCAACGGGUCGUCCAAUCCCAAGCAGCAGCAGCGACUGCAGAAAGAAGGCGGAUAUUCCUCAUUUUCUCGCUCUCCAUCGGUUGUUGUUGUCGAUUCCUGCGGUAGUUGUUGUUGCGACCACAUUGGCACGCCGGCCGCUUUCCUCUUUCAUCCGUCAGCUCUGCCCAAGCGGCUGCAAAACGUUCUCGACGAUAAGAAGCGAUUGACGUUGACGUCUAAGCGUCCAGCGUCCGACUCGACCCGCCGCCGUCACAUCAUCGCCGGACGGACGGCGAUGUCCGACAACUUCAUUUACGGCGACAUCACAAGAGAGUUGUACGAGAUAUGGUGCCGCGUGGUGCCCAACGGCAGCGCCGUCGUCAGUGAAACCCAGCGGCUGCAAUCGCUCUUCCACCAGGCCAGCGUCUACCCGUCGCAGUCGCAGAUCCUGGAGAUGAUCCAUUGCGCCAGAGAGCGCGAACUGGUGCAGGUACCACAGCAACAACAGCAGCAGCAGCAGCAAAGCCAAUCUCAACAGGAGGAGGAGCCCGUUGUAGUCCCUUCGUCGGCGUCGGCCGUCAUGACGUCCGCCGUCAAUUGCUCACCGACCGAUCCUCGGGAUUCGUCGAGAUCCAAAGACCAGACGGACGGAUGCGGACUCCAGCAGCGCAACUAUUUGACGUUUGGCGAAUUCUGUCUCUUCGCCAACGAGUUGCGCAAAUGCUACGAACGAGAGAUACCUCGACCGACGCAAUUGUCGAAAUUGGUCGACAUCAAGGGCAACGACAAGAAGAUGACCGACCGCAAGAUCUCAAAAUCUGCCGCCAAGUAUCAGGUUUUCCUGGGCGGUUCGUGCAAUCCAACCACGUGGAGGCAAGACAUUGCCAUUCCGCUCCUGAAGAAUUGGGGUUUAACCUACUUCAAUCCACAAGUGCCGCAAUGGGGGCCGGAAUUGAUCGAGAAGGAGCACCAAGCCAAACAGACGGCCGAUGUUCUGUUUUUCGUCAUCGACCGACAGACGCGGAGUGUGGCCACCAUCGUCGAAGCCGCUUAUUACACGGCGGCGCAAAAGACGUUUGUCCUCGUCAUUCAUCCGCUGGAUGGACCUGGACAGCUCAUCCAGGGUGAGCCCAUCACGGAACGGGAAUACGAAGAUUUAGCCACGGGCCAACUCGUCCUGCAGGAUAUGGUGGAACGGCUGGGCAUACCUGUUUUUAAUAACAUCAGAUCUGCGCUUGAUUGCACUGCAAAGAUAUUACGAGAACGAAUCACUGUCCAAGAACUGGGACUCAGCGAUGGCAUUAAUCCGUUGAAAUAUCCUCAUUACCCCAUCGGCGACAAGUUGAUUAAACUGCGCGAUGCGUUCAACGCACUGGAUACGAGCAAUUCGGGUGAAAUCAGCAUGGCGGAUGUCUGCAUGGCCUUUCGCAUUCUCACCAACAGAGAUCUCUCGGUCGAGGAUUUGAAGAACAUUGUGGCAAGCAGCAACGAGCAAGCCUCGGUAUCUUUCGAUCAGUUUUGCUGCAUUUUGACCGAGUUUCGCAAUCUGCCACCCGAUAACCAAAGACGCUUGUGGGACGUGAUGGUCAGCAAGGCCGCAACCUUGCUCUACUCGGUGGUCUCGCCCGUAUCUCGGAUACUCUGCCGACCCAGUCCAAAAGGAGUGGCGCGAUGCGACAGUUCCUCGCCAGAGGUGACAGUGGGCGGAGCACGGGAUAUCUAUUUGGGAGGAUCCUGCGGGUCUACCACCUGGCGCGAACAGACGGCCAUCCCGUUACUCAAGAAGAGUGGGCUGACAUACUUUAAUCCGCAAACGUGCGGCUGGAGUCGGCGAUUUAUCCCGAUCGAGGCGGCGGCCAUGGACGCCAGCCGGGUCUUAUUGUUUGUUGUCUCGCGUGAAACCCGUUCCCUUUCGUCUAUGGCCUUGGCCGCCCACUACAUCGGACUCGGCUGCAAUUUGGUCCUUUGCAUCCAGCGGCUGCCCGACAAUGCGGAAAUCAACGGAGAUCGGCUUUCGGCUUUCGCCAUCAAGGACUACAACCGCGGUCGAAAUUACCUUUCCGAUUUGGCAAACCGCGAGGGAAUCCCGGUCUUUGACGAAGUCAAAGAGGCCGUCGAAUGUGCCAUCCAGCGCUGCCUGCAGCACAACCAACAAACUCAAACGCAACAGCAACAACGAUGAAAAUUGGUUCAGCUAUCAGUUUUUGUUUUCUAUUCUCCCCUUUUGUCUGAUUUUUUUUUGUGGUCUUCAUUAAUUAUUUUUUAAACAAUUCCUGUGUGAAAGUGUCCUUUGAUCUUGAUUUUUCCGGGACAGCGAUGUGACUUCGUCUACUCCGCAGCAAUUCAUAAUUCACCGAUUCAACAAAAUCGGCAGCAGCUUUUUCCAAAGUCGCUUUAUUAUUUUUUUUUGUCAAGUGAAACAAGACAACUAGACUACUGGACAAGAAGAAUUUGAGAAAGUGAGCAACAAAACCAAACUUUUGAGCAGGUGUAAGGCCAAUUUUUUUGUUUAAUUGUCUUAAUCCACACGUUAGUGGAUCCCUAACAACGACGAUGAUAUUAUCUUGCGCCGGGUGUGUCUGUGUGUGUGUGUCUGUGUGUCUUCGUUUUUUUUUAAAGGAAAAAAACAACGUUAUCGCGUCCAAUCACGAGCCCAAUCUCUUAAUCUGUGCGUGUCUGUGUGGGUGAAUUUACGACAUCAAAAACUGAUGGGCCUUUUUUCUCCAGGAAGGAGCCAGGAAAAAAAGAGUGGAUCACUUUGUUUUUCGUUCAUGUCUUCUUCUUCCUCCCUCGAUUCGAUUUAAAGCUGCUAAUUUCUCUUAGUGUCCGCUAUAUGUAAUCACCACAUGUGUACGUGUAACCCUGGAGCUCUCAGGUGUAAUCAACGCUGCCCCUUCGUUGCUUUGACAAACUUUUUCAUGUGACUUUUGAUUGAUUCGUUUUGUUUUUUGUUUUUUUGUUUUUUUUCAGUUCUGAUAUAUUUGUAUCUUGAUUUUCACCCAACUAUUUUGUAUUUCUUUUUGUAUCGUUUGGCUAGCGGGUCUUGUACAUUUGACGCGUUCGCGGCCUGGGCCAUCCAGCUGCCAACACAACACACCCAGCAGCGCACUACCCUCCCAAUCACUUAAAAACAAGUUGAAUAUCUUUUCUUUUCUUUUUUUUUCCUAAUCACUUUUUCAAUCACUUAUACAGUCUCUAUAUUAUUUGUUGGUUAUUUUGUUGUCGGUUUGGGAACGAAAUUUGUUUCUCGUAUGUGUGUGUCGUUGAUGCAGGCCAAUCAGUUUUUUUUUUUUUGUCUUUCUACCUUUCGGUGCUAUCACGACUUUUAGUAGAGCGAGAAGAAACAUUUUUUCGAGGCAGUUACAAGUACAACGGUGGCGGCUUUUAAUAAGCGUCUAUGUAGAACGAAACACAAAAAGGAGUGAAAUCAUUCAUUGCCUUUCGUUCUCAAUUUUUUUAUUUCUUAGCAUGAGAUUUACUAUCUGAUUUGCAAAUGAUUGCCUAACACACACAAAAAAACAAACAAACAAUAGCAACCAUCAUUUUCGAAAGAAAUGAAAAACAGAAUUGAAACGUGACAAUCGAAAUUUCUACGCUAUUCCGCGCGUCAAAGGGGAACAACCCGAUUGCAUCGAUUUAACCGGUUGAUUUAUACAUAUUAUAUAUAUAAUUAUUAUUAUGAUAUCGUGAGCUCGUGUGUCUUAUUCUUAUUUUUUUCGCGAAUUAUUUUUUUGUGUUAAAUACUUUUUAUAACUUGUAAAACUGGUUUCAAUAGACAACACCCACUCAUUUUGUUAACAAAAGUCUCCCACCUGCAGUCUUCAUCUUUUUUUUCCGUUGCUGGAAAACUAAUGCGCAAUCCAAAAUUGAAAGUUUCGUUGAAACGUCUGGAAACUACUUAAUGAGAGAUUUACAGAGCAAUGCCCCUCCCCCCCUUCCUAAAGGUGAAUGUGGACACUGCUGCAGUCGUCAGCAAAUUUAUCGUCAUGAUUUAUUCAACAUGCUAGGUAAGUCCUUUGGAUUCUAAAACUAGUUCUGAUAUUUUUUUUUUAUUUCGAGAAUUGUUUUAAUUAAAAACUGAUACAAAGAUUUUUUAUUCCUCAUAGGUAACCCUUGGUAUUGCCGCCGGAUACUAAUCGAAUGAAGAUUUGGAGGAGUUCGGCGAAUGCAAGGUAGGAUCAAAUUAACUUGUUUUUGAGAAUAUCCAGUUUAGUUCAAAUUUUAUUGACAAAUUCACCAAUGAGAAAACCGAUAAGAGAAUCGAACCUAUAGCUCCGCUUGAACAAAAGUUCAACGUUAGUUUUGAUUUAAAUUAGUAAAAGGAUUUAGUACUUUAUAUAUUUAAUUAUUUUGCGUUAGAAUUUCUGUUGUCCUCAAAGUUGCGUUAGACUUUCGGUGUAACUGGAAGCGGCUUCGUCGUUACUGGCGUGUGGACAGUCGACUGCAUUGGAGAAAGUUUAACUGGUGGUCUGGUUGUUGGGUUGACUGGUUUUCUAGUCGUCACACGUGAUCCUGUGGCGCUUGGACGGACGGUCGUACCCUGGCGAGCUCGACGUGUCACCGGGAUCGGGGCCCUAGUUGAAACUUUUCGACCGAAAACCGGAGUUGUGUUGCUUGGUACCGAGGGUUUCUUCGUGGUAGCAAUCGGCUUCUUCGUGGUAGCGACAGGCUUCAUUGUGAUAGUUUCAGGCUUCUUUGUCGUCAUGUUAUUAGCUUGUCUUUUGUCUCGCCGGAUUGGCAUAGGAGCUUCAGUAUUAACGACAAAUGUGGAAGGAGUCGUCUUAACUGUGGUUACCUCGGCAGUUGUGUUGUUACUCAUCGAUUCGGCUACGUGAGUUGGUUUUUCAGUUGGAAUUGCAGAGACAACCGUGACGGGCUCCACCGCAAAAUGGGCUGGUUUUUCUGUAGAAUUUUGCGGAGCAGUAGUUGUAAGCUUGGCCAUUUCUGGAACAGUUUGGACGGCAGGUUUUUCAGUAGAAUUGACGGAAUUUACCGCAGCAACAGUGGAAAGCUUUGCCAUCUCUGGAACAACUUGGGCUGCAGGUUUUUCAGUAGAAUUUUGCGCAGCAACAGUAGUUUCGGCAGUGGUAAGCUUGGCCAAUUCUGGAGCAGGUUGGACUGCAGGUUUUUCGGUAGAACUUAUUGCAGCAAUAGUGGUAAGCUUGGUAACCUCUGGAACAGUUUGAACUGCAGGUUUUUCAGUAGAAUUUACCGCAGCAACAGUGGUAAGCUUGGCCAUCUCUGGAACAGCUUGGACUUCAGGUUUUUCAGUAGAACUUAUUUCAGCAGCAGUGGUAAGCUUAGCCAAUUCUGGAACAAUUUGGACUGCUGGUUUUUCUGUAGAAUUUACCGCAGCAACAGUGGUAAGCUUGGCCAAUUCUGGAGCAGGUUGGACUGCAGGUUUUUCAGUAGAACUUAUUGCAGCAAUAGUGGUAAGCUUGGUAACCUCUGGAACAGUUUGAACUACAGGUUUUUCAGUAGAAUUUUGCGCAGCAGCAGUGGUAAGUUUGGUCAUCUCUGGAACAAUUUGGACUGCAGGUUUUUCAGUGGAAUUGAGUAAAGCAGCAGUGGUAAGCUUGGUUAUCUCUGGAACAACCUGAACUGUUGGUUUUUCAGUCGAAUGUUCAGCAAUAGCCGCAUUUGUGUUUGCCAUCGGAACGGCAGUUGUGACGCUUGCUUUGCUAACUGUUUCAACGGUAACAUUGACAGAUUUAUCUGUAGCAUUCAAAGAAAGAAUGGCAGGCUUCACCGACAUUACUUCUUCGACCAUCGGAGUCGCCGUGAUAAUCUGAUGCGCAGUAACUGCAGUCGGGACAGCUUUGUUGGUUGUUUCGGCAAAAACAAGGGCUGGUUUUUGGGUGGAAGAUACUGGCAGAGCGGUGGUUGCAUUCAUCGAUUGAAUGUGAUCUGUGUUGGUCGAGAUAACUGGGGUAGCGGUCAGGGGGGUUGAAUGAAUCAUCUCGGGAGCUGCUGGUUUGUUCGUCGUUUCAGAAACAGUUGCGGGUUUCUCAGAAGCAAUAACGACGACAGAUUUGGCUGGGAUAAUGGAAAAAGUAUGCGCAUCCAUUGCCACAGGGACGGAUUUGACCGUUGUGACGUGUUCAUCCUCAUGGGACUCGUGGCUGUCUUUGCUGUUAGAUUUUUGAUUCGCGUUAUGAGCUUCUGACAUACAUCCCUGCAAUUGAAAUUUAGAUUUUUAAUUGAAUUAGAUUAGUCGACUUUUUUUUUAUUUAUAAGAUAAUUGUACCUCUGUGGGGCACGUCAGGGCACCCACCGUUACCAAGGUAAAGAUGAACAAGCACUUCAUGGUGAUGUUCUGAACUGAGACGCUUGUAUGAUCGAAAUGUUACAUCGGGACAUGAUUUUAUAGCCGGCUCCAAUGGGAGGAGUCCCCGCACUGUGGCGCGCCAGUUAUCGUCAUUUCAUUAAGGAUUCCGCUGACAUGUCGAUAUUAACUUACCGGAUGCUAUGAGGCCAACAUUUUUAGAGUUGCAGGUCGUCGCCUAUAUAGUCACCUUGGUCAGAGUUAGUAUAGGUAGGAUGACACGAACUUUUUUGAAAAAAUCCAUUCUGUAAUCGUGUAUUGGAUCUAGUUUGCCGCCUUCCAUACUAACGACGAUUAAUGACUAAGUAAGUUACAACAUCGUUUUUCCCAUUCCUUUGUUGUUCGUUUAGUUGAAACCAUUAAGGUCAUUGUCGUUAGGACUGCAACUUGCUGUAUGAGCGCAAUAAAGAAAGUAAUCCGUCGAAAAAACAACAAUAUUGUGGAAAAUUUUAAGCACUCACAUCUGCAAUGUGAUUCUCAUAUUUAUACUCAAGUUAGAAAGUGAUGGCGACUUGAUAAUUUUGUGCGUUUCUAACUUUCAGACUUUCUCUAUAUUAAUGCCAUCACGUGACUUCCAUUCGGUAUUAGCCUUGUUCAUUAUCCGGAAUACCAAUUCAAUUUUCUGGAAAACCCACAUUUAUAGAAACAGCUCGAAUCUCGCUAUUUUAUUGACACCAUUGACACACAUGUAGUUGACGAAUCAGUGAGUUGCAAAAUUUCGAUAUUUGAAUUUUACAUCGCCGUAACAGGGUUUUGCUUUGUAUCCCAAUUUUUUCCUUGAAAAAUUUACCAGUCAGAAUGUGGUAAUAAUCGUCAUCGUAAAAAAACCAGAAUUCCGAAAUUUGUAUGACGGGAAAAGUCAUAUGCUUGUCACCUGUCGUGUGAUCACGAGUUAUUUGUUGUUCAUUGUUGAGAAACGGCCAGUAAAAUCUAGCCAAGUUUACGCAAUAGCAAAAUUAUUCUAAGAAACUUCCGGUAAUUAAUGCAAGUUUAUUUUUGCUCCACAGCAGUUUUUGAUUGUUCAACUUAACUCGCAGAAUAUAGAAUUGAAUGUUCUAGUCGAGCACAUCACGAAUAUCCACACUCGUUUUCCUUUCCCGUUGCUUUACGGACGACGUUUCAAUAGGCGAAUAUGUAGAAGUCAACUUUGUAAAAUUAAGACGUAACUUAUCCCAUCCCAGCCGAUUCAGCAGACGUGACGAUACCGGUGAAAUCAUGAUUCGCACAAAUGUUUAUUUUCUUUCAACAAUUAAGCGACAAAGCCGACGAGUUACCAAGAAUAUUCACAGGAAAAGGUAUGCCGGUGGUCAUGCAUAAAACACGCCAAUUUGGAUCUUCGAAAUAAUUGCAGUAUGCCUUAUUGAAUUUGCCAAAUUUCGAACGCAUCGCACUCUAAAAACAACUGAAAAGGCAAGUAGUCACAUAUUUUCUUUGUAUUUUUUCUUUUAAAACAUGCGAACCCAACUAGAUAAAUUUAUAGAAGAACUGUCACCAUUUGUUUCGUAUCAUUAACAUACCUCAGUUAAUUAAAAUAAUUCAUCUAAAAGUCACCGUGAA
This is a messenger RNA of Daphnia pulex (common water flea), 8497 nucleotides long. RefSeq lists its product as uncharacterized. Bases 911 to 2797 code for a protein of 628 amino acids. Gene Ontology annotation, cellular component: plasma membrane. Gene Ontology annotation, molecular function: calcium ion binding. NCBI's taxonomy places the organism in Eukaryota, Metazoa, Arthropoda, Branchiopoda, Diplostraca, Daphniidae. The record is from RefSeq and is a predicted model, not a curated record. The transcript is spliced from 15 exons.